GAGUAAUUCGCGUUUAGAGGUGUCUUUAAUUCGAUUUUAAAAGAAAAAAAUUAUAUAAAAAGUGGGAAAAAUGUAUCCAUCGUUCCCACUUUUGAGACCUACUGUCAUUUUAGCGACAAUUUUUACAACUAUUCAGUCCCUUGCAUGGAUAGCUGGCUCUAUUACCUCAAUUAUCGCCUAUUAUUGCCAAAUAAAUGUCGAAGUGACGAAAGAAAAUGUUGUGAAAUCGAUUUUAGGCCUUACCAUGUAUCGACAAUACUUCAAAAACGACGAAUGCCUCUCCCGGAAUUUCAAUGAUUCGAUUUUUUCUGUCUUGGAUGACGUUCAAACUGUGAGCCCAGUUGAUAUACAUGCGAUUUCGUGGACUUUUUUGACAAUCAGCUUCUUUUGGUUCGUCGCAGGAUUACUUUUAGUCAUUUACGUCACAAAAUAUCGCUUGAAAAAUGCGAAUUUUUUCAUUUAUUUUUGGAUUUUUAACACUUUGAUCGUCUCAAUUGCGGAUGUUGUCGUUGGAAUUUUCAUGUCACGAGACUAUUUUAAUCUUUCGAAUAAAAUAGAAGACCUCACUUUUGAAUACGAAACUGCCGAAAAAAUCACCGUUUUACUCACAGCUCGAACAGUUUCGUGGCUCAUGAUCGCCAUUUCCUUCCGUGGCUUCGUUUUGUGGCUGAUAAAUGUCUCCUUAGCACUUUACAUGAUUCGUCAUGUCUUUGCCAUUCAACAUCAUAACCAAGUGAGAUCAGGAUUUGAUAAUCAUGGCUACAUUCAUAACGAAACUCGGCAUAAAAAUCACAUUUUGGGCUAUGACGCAUUUGCCCCAAAAGCAUUUUACGGCAACAGUGAUUCACUCACAGAAAUUCCGCGACCCAAAAUUACGAAAGCCCAAACGUUGAACAAUCAUCAAAGAGCCGCUGUUCUGUCGUUGCACUUAAAUCACAAUCCAGACAAGGAAUUUUCCUAUCUCGAAGGAGGCAGAACAAGACCAUCCAGUGCCUUUGUUCGAGGUUACAACAACAAAAAAUCGCCAAGACCGGAUUACAGUCCAACGUUACCGAGAGCUCUGAGAUUGCCGGAUAGCAUAAUCGAUGAACAUCCACAAGCGGUGUUGAGACAAUCCAAAAAUUUGCGUCGAUUUUAGUCUUUUUUUUUUUUUGUAAAAGAGAGAAUAGAAAAAAAAUAGAGAGUGAAAUUUUUAAACGGCAUGACUUUGUAUCUCGACACGAUGAUGAUAAAAUCUUUCAAAUAAUAAUA
Culicoides brevitarsis is the source of this 1251-nucleotide messenger RNA. RefSeq lists its product as uncharacterized. NCBI's taxonomy places the organism in Eukaryota, Metazoa, Arthropoda, Insecta, Diptera, Ceratopogonidae. The transcript is spliced from 4 exons. The record is from RefSeq and is a predicted model, not a curated record. Bases 71 to 1138 code for a protein of 355 amino acids.